AUGGCGGCGCUUGGGCGGCGGUGGCCUGUGCGGCUGCUCGUCGCGCUGCGGCUCCUGCACGACGGGGCUCCGUCGCGGGACGUGCUGCUCUUCAAGCACGAACGGGGCCGCUUCUUCGCCGUCCUCGGGCUGUUCUGCGCGGGCCAGGGCGUCUUCUGGGCGUCCCUGGCCGUGGCAGCCUUGGCCCGACCCCCGGCCCGGGCGCUGCCUCCAGACGCGGAGCCCGCAGACCGCGGCCGCUUGGACCUGCGCUCCGCGCUCUGGCGCUACGGCCUGGCCGUCGGCUGCGGCGCCAUCGGUACCCUGGUACUUGGCGCUGGUCUUCUCUUCUCCCUCCGUUCUGUGCGUUCAGUGAUGCUGCAGGCUGGAGGGAAGCAGGUGACCCUCACCACUCAUGCCCCCUUUGGCUUGGGUGCUCAUUUCACCGUCCCUUUGAACCAGGUAUCCUGCAUGGCCCACCGUGGUGAAGUCCCUGCUAUGUUGCCUUUGAAGAUCAAAGGCCGGCGCUUCUACUUCCUCUUGGACAAAGCUGGACAUUUCCCCAACACAAAACUCUUUGACAAUACUGUGGGUGCCUACCGCAGCUUGUGAAGAAACCACCUUGGGUCGCUCACCUCUCCCAGAGGGGAAUAAAAACCGAACCUUGGAGAUGGGGUGACAACCAAGGGCAGGACACAAGGGGGCCCAGGGUUCAUGAACAGCAAAUAAAAGAUCAGUCAUCCCAAGGGCAAGGGAGAGAACCUCUGACUUUUGUUCCAUGUCUGUUUAGUUCUGUCUUCCCAUCCACCUGCCUACAGUGCUUUAACACCAAGAACUCCGUAACAAGAUGAAGGAAGAAAGUAAUAUAAUAUUCUGGUACAAAAACAGCUGUAGGAAGAGAGGUGGAGGGGGCCUA
This is a messenger RNA of Odobenus rosmarus divergens (Pacific walrus), 895 nucleotides long. RefSeq names its product transmembrane protein 223 (gene TMEM223). Gene Ontology annotation, cellular component: mitochondrion. Gene Ontology annotation, biological process: nervous system development. The coding region runs from base 1 to 591 and encodes 196 amino acids. The record is from RefSeq and is a predicted model, not a curated record. The transcript is spliced from 2 exons. NCBI's taxonomy places the organism in Eukaryota, Metazoa, Chordata, Mammalia, Carnivora, Odobenidae.